UUGACUCGGGUUAAUAAUAGCAUUACAAUAUCAUAGUUUUCAUACACAAAAUAUAUUAUAUUAAAAAGAUGGACCUAUACCUCAUCCUCAAUUCAUCAUCAACACACUUAUAUAAAACCACUUAACCUAAAGUUUUUAUUCACAUAAAAUCUCCGGUAACAAUAACAAUGGAUUCUCCGAUACUCAUUCUCAUCACACUAUCAUUCUUUCUUCAAUCGCUUCUUCUAGUUUCUUCUCAAUCUCUAUCCAACUCCUCCACAAUCUGUAAAACGACGCCGGAUCCUAAAUACUGCAAAACCGUUUUCCCGCACAGCCAAGGCAAUGUUCAACAAUACGGCCGCUUCUCUAUCCGCAAAUCGCUAUCGCAAUCGCGAAAAUUCAUUCGCACCGUCGAUAAAUACAUCAAACGCAACGCUCAUGUAUCGCAACCCGCCGUUAUCAGAGCUCUCCAAGACUGCCGUUUUCUCGCCGGUCUAACGAUGGAUUAUCUCUUGACGUCGUUCGAAACCGUUAACGACACGUCGGCAAGAUCCUCCUUCAAAGCGUUGCCGUUUCCCAAAGCCGACGACGUCCAGACGCUUCUCUCCGCGGCGUUGACUAACGAGCAGACGUGUCUCGAGGGACUCACCACCGCCGCUUCUUCUUCCGCCACGUGGACCGUAAGAAACGGAGUCGCGUUGCCUCUCGUUAACGACACGAAGCUCUUAGGCGUCUCGCUCGCUCUCUUCACCAAAGGAUGGGUUCCAAAGAAGAAGAAACGGGCCGCCGGGUUCGCUUGGGCCCAUUCGAGAUCCGGAUCAUCCACCCACACCAAACCGCUCCGUCUCUUCCGUAACGGAGCUCUACCGUUGAAGAUGACGGAGAAAACAAGAGCCGUUUACGAGUCGCUCAGCAGGAGAAAACUCGCUGACGGCGACGGAGACGACGGAAGCAUGGUUCUGAUCAGCGAUAUCGUCACCGUGAACCAAGACGGGACCGGGAAUUUCACUAACAUCACCGCGGCUAUAUCGGCGGCUCCGAACAACACCGACGGAAGCGGUGGUUUCUUCUUGAUAUACGUGACGGCGGGAAUCUACGAAGAGUACAUCUCGAUCGCGAAGAACAAAAGGUACAUGAUGAUGAUCGGCGACGGUAUCAAUCAGACGGUGGUCACCGGAAACAGAAGCGUCGUCGACGGUUGGACCACUUUCAACUCCGCCACAUUUGCUGUGACAGCACCGAACUUCGUGGCGGUGAACAUGACAUUCCGGAACACGGCCGGACCAGAGAAACACCAGGCGGUUGCGUUACGGAGCGGUGCAGAUUUCUCAAUCUUCUAUAGUUGCAGUUUCGAGGCUUAUCAAGAUACGCUCUACACGCAUUCUUUAAGACAGUUCUAUAGAGAAUGUGACGUCUAUGGAACGGUCGAUUUCAUAUUCGGAAACGCCGCAGUUGUGUUUCAAAACUGUAAUUUGUACCCGAGAAAACCGAUGCCAAACCAGUUCAACGCCAUCACUGCGCAGGGCCGGUCUGAUCCGAACCAGAACACUGGUACGUCAAUCCACAAUUGUACGAUUAGACCCGCGGAUGAUCUAGUUUCCAGUAACUAUACGGUUAAAACGUAUCUGGGUCGACCGUGGAAAGAGUAUUCGAGAACGGUUUACAUGCAAUCGUACAUAGACGGGUUCCUUGAACCGGUUGGCUGGAGAGAAUGGAACGGCGAUUUCGCGUUAAGUACUUUGUAUUAUGCAGAGUAUAACAAUACCGGACCGGGUUCAAACACUACAAACCGGGUUACAUGGCCUGGUUAUCACGUGAUUAAUUCGACUGAGGCAGCUAAUUUCACGAUUACCGGUCUAUUCCUUGAAGAUGAUUGGAUUUGGAAGACCGGAGUGCCUUACACCAGCGGUUUAAUCUCAUAGUAAUUUGUGAUUUUGCUCUCAAUUACUUUCUCCUAUUAAUUUAAUUUGAAGAAACUGUAUUAUUUUUAUUUGAUAGUGUUUCUAGCCGAAAACCAAGCUCAAUGCCAAGGUAAUGUAACUGUUAACAUUUUUUUGAAAACAAAAUACGAAUUUA
Molecule: messenger RNA, 2055 nt
Organism: Capsella rubella
Lineage: Eukaryota; Viridiplantae; Streptophyta; Magnoliopsida; Brassicales; Brassicaceae
Product: probable pectinesterase/pectinesterase inhibitor 7
Exons: 2
Coding region: 168-1901 (577 amino acids)
Biological process (GO): cell wall modification
Molecular function (GO): pectinesterase inhibitor activity; pectinesterase activity
Source: RefSeq, a predicted model, not a curated record